Messenger RNA from Marmota flaviventris (yellow-bellied marmot), 1182 nucleotides. RefSeq names its product chromosome 10 C1orf141 homolog (gene C10H1orf141). The record is from RefSeq and is a predicted model, not a curated record. Lineage: Eukaryota; Metazoa; Chordata; Mammalia; Rodentia; Sciuridae.
AUGGCAGAAAGAGUCUUACAGAAGUUAGAACUCCUGGAUAAGCAAGCAAAGAUACUCAUGAACAGAAGAAUAAAGAAAAACAAGCUUCAGUAUGUAGGAACAGAAAAUACUUUACCCCUGACAUUUGAUUAUCAUUCAGAAUUUGAAGAGGGUAGUUCUACCCUUCAAUCUGCAUCGAGGACAGCAUCAAAGACCAUGGAAGAUAAGUCACGUGACGUUAAAAAAUCAAAAAAAUGUGUCUAUUUCAAAAUUGAACCUGAACCCAGAAAGAAUGAUUUUGAAAAGUUAAAUUUAAGAUCACAAUUUGUUCCAACAAACAUAAAAAAUCAAGAAAGUAAGUCAACAGCUCAAAUCGAAAAAAAUACUAGAAAAUCACUGGAGUCAAUUGGUUUCUUAGAAGAUGAUGUAAACAAGAGGAAGUAUCCUCCACCAACGAAUGAUUUCAGUACAAAAGAAAAGAAGCCAAUCACAAGUGAUCCAUUGAGUGACCACUGUUCAGUAAGAAAGAACACCUUGCUCCCCUUGUGUUUUGAGGAUGAACUGAAAAAUCCAAAUGCCAAAAUAAUGGACAUUAGUCCAGCAAAGACAGAAACUUCUCAAGUGGAACAAAAGGACACAAAUCCCAUAAUUUUCCAUGAUAAAAAAUAUAUUCAAAUGUUACUUUUCACAAAAAAUGGACUUUCUGCCCAUCUUUGGCAAAAUGAAAAACUUUACCCUCAUAAAAGAACAAAUUUUGUUUUGGAAAGAAACUGUGCGAUGCUCAAAUCUUUUAUUGGCAAUGAAGUGAUUACCUUUUCUGAACCCCAAAGAACUACACAUAUAACAUUUGAAAAAGAUAAACAAGCCACACCUUUGAGAGUGGACCAAAAAAGAGUGAAGAAUACUUGUGAUCAGCCAUCAAAAGGCAGACUUUGGAGUAGAAGUUAUACUAUCUCACCGACUUUUUCCCAUUUCACAAAAAAAUGUGUGGGCUAUCUUGAUAAACCUGUUAUUCGAGAAAAGAGUGAUAAAACUCACAAAUUUGAAAGAAUGCUUUCAACAGUGAAGCUGGUGCACACACACAAAUUCACUGCCUCACCUAUUAAAGACUACUCAAAGCCUUCGAAAAAAAUACUGGAAGUUCAUAAAAUAAGUGACGUAACACCGUUGGAUGAUUUGUUAAAGUUGUCAAAAGAUGAUUAA